Aspergillus alliaceus is the source of this 2748-nucleotide messenger RNA. Its product is annotated as putative acid phosphatase. Gene Ontology annotation, biological process: protein modification process. Gene Ontology annotation, cellular component: P-body. Bases 110 to 2377 code for a protein of 755 amino acids. The transcript has 4 exons. The record is from RefSeq and is a predicted model, not a curated record. NCBI's taxonomy places the organism in Eukaryota, Fungi, Ascomycota, Eurotiomycetes, Eurotiales, Aspergillaceae. Gene Ontology annotation, molecular function: hydrolase activity.
GGAAAAAGAGGGAAAACCAUCCCCUCAAUUGUUUGACUAUCUUUCCUACUCCUAACUCUACAACCAAGUUUGAAUAACUUCCACUCGUUCUUAAUACUGCUGGCCCCCGAUGCAUAUUCUGGUUGUGAACGACGACGGUCCUCCGUCAAACCAGUCGUCCCCUUAUAUCCAUUCUCUUGUCAUUGCGCUACAGUCGGCCGGUCAUGUGGUUUCUGUGGUCCUGCCGCACCAGCAGCGAUCAUGGAUCGGUAAAGCUCACUUAAUCGGCGCCGCAGUAAAACCUACCUACUUCCGCCCUGGAACGCUGCAUCAGGACGAUGGAACAGUACAUACCCUGCCUCGCGGCAGUGAUGGAAAUGGUCAUGAUGGUGGUGAUGAAUGGAUCCUUAUCGAUUCUACCCCGGCUAGCUGUGUCCAGAUAGGUUUGUACCACUACUUCGAGGACCGUGGGCCGGUAGACCUCGUGGUGUCUGGCCCGAACUACGGCCGGAAUACAACUGCCCUAUUUGCAUUGUCAAGUGGAACAAUUGGUGGGGCAAUGGAGGCAGCUGUCUGUGGGAAGCGCUCAAUUGCACUGUCGUACGCUUUUAGUUCAAGGGACCACGACCCCGUUGUGAUUACCGAGGCAUCACGUCAUUCGGUUCGGUUGAUCGAGUAUCUUGCGAAUAAUUGGGCCGAUGGUGUGGAUCUUUACAGUGUAAAUGUGCCAUUGGAACCUGGUGUGAGCCAGAGCAAGGUCCUUUAUACUGAGAUGCUUGAUAACCGCUGGACAUCCGGUAGUUGUUUUCGAGCUGUCAAUGCCUCGGUGCCUAAUGUGAACCCAGAACUGCAGGAACACGAGGUACGACACCAAGACAAGAAGGUCGGUGUAGAUUCAUCUUCAGAAACCAAUGGGACUUUUAUGAAGAGGUCUCGGAUUCAGCACAAACACUUCCAGUGGGCGCCAGACUUUUCAGAUGUAUAUAGGAGCGUGGAGGAAGGCGCACCUGGGAAUGAUGGCUGGGUUGUCAAAGAAGGAAUGACAAGCGUUACGCCUCUGAGAGCGAAUUUCAUGCAUCAGCCCGGUAUUCAAGGGGAGAUCAAGCUACCGGAUAAUGAUGAGCCUACAUUAUACGCCAUUGUGGACAGCGAUGUUCCAUACGUCCAGAGUUUGAUGGAACAAGCACUGCAGCGUCGCCUUGGUAAGGACCGCUAUAAGACGGUCUCUUCACUGUCAGACCUCCCGUCUCCUUCUGCUCCUGUAUUCCAGUAUCGUGAAUACGAGCGUCUCGACUUUGAACACGCCAUGAUGCAUUCAUCUUCCUCUUUGGCCAAUGCCUACAUCAUCCGCAAGGCGUUGAUUCGCAAACAUUACCUAUCCAACACAAUCUCCAAUUGGGUUACCAAACAUCCGGACAGCAUUCUAGGGAAACAUUUUAAAUUUGCAUUCGACUUCGAGCUAGACUACGCUGAGUUUCUCGACGACGCAUUGCUAGAAGCUUACGAGCUACGGGACAGCUUGCAGCAGAACAAAGAACUGCCUGAACACGAAAAGGAGUGGUGGAUCCUGAAACCCGGGAUGAGUGAUCGAGGACAGGGAAUUCGACUCUUCAACAGCGAAGAUCAACUGCGCGAGAUAUUCGAGGAGUGGGAAAUCGAUGAAUCUGAUAUAGACAGCGGAUCGGAAAGAGCUGAAGAGGACACCGAUGAUCACUCGGGCGAUUAUGGAACUGGGGUGGUCACCUCCCAACUACGCCAUUUCAUUGCACAGCCAUAUAUCGAUCCACCGCUCCUCCUCCCUUCGUCAUCCAAUCGCAAGUUCCACAUCCGUACCUAUGUUCUCGCCGUGGGUUCCUUGAAAGUAUACGUCUUCAAGGAGAUGCUAGCUCUGUUUGCCGCAAAGCCAUACUGCCCGCCUUCGGAAGAUGAAGAUCAGAUUACAGAUCUCGCGAGACAUCUUACGAAUACCUGCUUCCAAGAAGGCGGGAGUGCUAACGAAGGAACCGUCCGGCGAUUCUGGCAAUUGGACCCCCAUGUCCCUGGCCUCAGUCACGGUUGGAAAGAGAAGGUGUUUGAUCAGAUCUGCGCUGUGACUGGCGAAGUCUUCGAGGCUGCUGCCCGCGGUAUGAUGGUUCAUUUCCAAACCCUCCCUAACGCGUUCGAGCUCUUUGGGGUGGACUUCCUUGUUGAUCAAAAUGGGACCGCUUGGUUACUCGAAAUGAACGCCUAUCCGGACUUUGCCCAGACAGGUGAAGAGCUCAAAGAAGCCGUGGUCGGCCGUCUUUUCGAAGAGACAGUUGAAGUAGCUGUCAAGCCCUUCUUCGAUGGCGAUGCGCCCGUGGAUGGGACUGACCACUUGAGGUUGGUUGCCAACCUGGAUCUGGGCAGAAAGUCCUAGGCCUUGGCUGCUCUGAACCAAAAAAACUGUCCAUGGUGUUUGUUUAAUUUUAAGGCCCGAGUUUAUGGGUUUGCUUUGGUGUAUGACACUUGGAUUAUAUGGGCUAGAUUCAGGCGUUCGCAGAGCACUAAAGCCUUGGGAGACAUAGAAAAAGAGAGAGAGAGAAUGGGUGUGUACUACUACACCCAUAUAAAAAUCCCAUUACAGAGCCCAAUCAUAUACACGGUUUCUCAGGAUUAACAAUGCGAGAUCGUAAUCUUUCACAUUCAGUUGUACGUGAAGUUAGAGCCUGGGCCAGUUUUAUUCAUAAUUCUAGAGGUUACAUUUUGACUAGGCCAAAGAGGAAGAGGAUCGAGAUAGGUAUAUUUUCA